AUGACAUCGAUAAAAAAAUUGUGCCCCAUCUUCCGCAAGCAUGACCACAACACCAUCGAAACACUGGAAAUCGAGUUUGAAAAAUUAGCGGUCGAUGCUUACAUGAUCGGCUCGGGCACGGUUUCAGCACUAAUCCCAGUCUAUUUAUCGGUUGAACAUGUUCAAAUUGCAGGGAAGCGAGAAGAGGUAAAAGCAGCAACGGCAGCAGCAAACGACAUUGCUAUUCCCGAAGCAGUCUGGUUUGAAAACAUUUUCAGUGUUGCACCUCAAGUUUAUGCUUUAUCCUACUCGAACGGUCCACCGGGUGACUUGAACUGCGACGAAGGAAAACAGUUCCUGGUUGACCUACCACAGACAAUUGCUCAACAAUCAAACCUCCAAGAAACAUUCGUUCAACAUGGCAUUGAUGCCGUUGCAGCCUUAACAACCUUGACACAUCUUCUGUCGAUCCAUAAUGAUGUGAACAGAACGUUAUCAUCAGAAUUUCACGACUACGACAAAAUAUGCUUGACAGAUUGCUGA
Messenger RNA from Zychaea mexicana, 522 nucleotides. RefSeq lists its product as uncharacterized. The transcript is spliced from 4 exons. The coding region runs from base 1 to 522 and encodes 173 amino acids. Lineage: Eukaryota; Fungi; Mucoromycota; Mucoromycetes; Mucorales; Lichtheimiaceae. The record is from RefSeq and is a predicted model, not a curated record.